AUGCCUCCCAUUAGAAAACACAAGUCUGGAGCUCAGAAGAGAAAAGAAAAGGAACGACAAGAAGCAUUAACUCAAUCUCUAGCUGGAUCACUUGAUAAGUAUUUUGGGGGAAACAAAAAAGCAGAAACGUCAGUUCAAAAUGUGGUGAAUGAUCAGGAAGAUGAGCAUAAUAAUGAACAAUAUGAUGAACCCAUGAAUGCUCAUGAGAAUCAUGGUGAAGAAGAAAGAGAGCAUAUGAUUGACAAUGAGAAUGAAGAUCAACUCAUGGAUGAGGAAGAUAAUAAUAGUAUGGAUCAAGAUGUCCCAAAUGCAGAUUUCAAUGAGCAAAUUAACUUUCCUUUGAAUGUUGAUGACUCAGGAUACAAAGAUUGGAAGAACCUUGGUCGCAGGAUUAAGGGUCAUGAAACAAGUAAUGUGCAUGUUUAUUGUAUGAGUAGAUGGAUUGAAUUGAAAAAGAGACUACAAAAGAAUCAGACAAUUGAUAAAAGCUGGCAAGAACAGAUUACGAAAGAGAAAGAGCAUUGGAGACAAGUAUUGCUCAGGAUAAUUGCUAUUGUCAAAAGACUUGCAAAAAAUAAUUUGGCAUUUCGUGGAGAUAGUGAGAAGCUUUAUGUGGAGAAUAAUGGAAUUUUUUUGCAAAUGAUUGAGAUGCUUGCUGAAUUUGAUCUAACAACGCAAGAGCAUGUUCGACGCAUUCAAAGUCAUGAGACACACUACCAUUAUCUCAGUCACAGAAUUCAAAAUGAAAUGAUACAAAUGUUAGCAAUUGAGAUAAAACAAUCAAUUGUUACAAGUAUCAAAGAAGCAAAAUACUUUUCCAUUAUUGUGGAUUGCACUCCCGAUGUAAGUCAUGAAGAGCAAAUGUCUCUUUUAGUACGGUGUGUGGAUGUUUCUUCAAAGCCUAUAGUGGUAGAAGAGUUCUGGCUAGAAUUCUUGAAAGUAGAUGAUACAUCAGGUCUUGGCCUUUUUACUGAGAUUACAAAUGCAUUGAGCACUCUUCAACUUGAUAUUGAUGAUAUAAGAGGACAAGGAUAUGACAAUGGAGCUAAUAUGAAAGGAAAACACAAAGGUGUUCAAAAAAGGCUACUUGAAGUAAAUCCUAAGGCAUUCUACACUCCAUGUGUUAAGCCGUUGUCACAGACACGUUGGGAGAGUCAUGUUGAAAGUGUUAAACCCAUAAGAUUUCAAGCUCGUAAAAUAAGAGAUGCUUUAAUUCACUUGGCAAAAGUUAGUGAAGAUCUGAAGACAAAGAGUGAAGCCGAGUCGUUAGCAAUAUUUGAGAUGGAGAACUUUGAAUUCUUGCUUGGCAUGGUUAUUUGGUACAAGUUAUUAUUUGCUAUCAAUACUGUUAGCAAAAUUCUUCAAACUGAAGACAUGCAUAUUGAUUUUGCCAUCACAGAACUAAAGAAACUUAUUUCUUCUCUUGAGAAUUUUAGAGAAAUUGGGUUUGAUGAGGCCAUGAUUGAUGCUAAGAAGAUUGUGAAUGAAAUGGAGAUUGAAGCUGUAUUUCUUGAUCAAGCUCUUUCUUCACUUAGAACUCGGUUUGAACAGUUUCAAAAAUAUGAAGAACUUUUUGGUUGCUUCUGCAGAAAGAAGUUUCUGAAAGCUGAAAUUGAUCAAAUCUUAUCUUCAGUCAACCAUGUCACAAGAAAGAUUAAACGGUUUAUCUAUGCUAUCUAUUGA
This is a messenger RNA of Rosa chinensis, 1683 nucleotides long. RefSeq lists its product as uncharacterized. The transcript is spliced from 5 exons. The record is from RefSeq and is a predicted model, not a curated record. Bases 1 to 1683 code for a protein of 560 amino acids. Lineage: Eukaryota; Viridiplantae; Streptophyta; Magnoliopsida; Rosales; Rosaceae.